Elgaria multicarinata webbii is the source of this 1887-nucleotide messenger RNA. Its product is annotated as transmembrane protease serine 9-like. Lineage: Eukaryota; Metazoa; Chordata; Lepidosauria; Squamata; Anguidae. Gene Ontology annotation, biological process: proteolysis. Gene Ontology annotation, molecular function: serine-type endopeptidase activity. The record is from RefSeq and is a predicted model, not a curated record. The transcript has 13 exons.
AUGAAACUCCUCUUGAUCUUUGCCUUCUUGGGAGCAGCUGUUGCUACCCCUUUGGAUGAUGAUGAUGAUAAGAUUGUGGGAGGACAUGACUGCAAGAGGAAUGAAGUCCCCUACCAGGUGUCACUGAAUUCUGGGUACCACUUCUGUGGUGGUUCCCUCAUCAAUGACCAAUGGGUGGUUUCAGCUGCUCAUUGCUACAAAUCUCGCAUCGAGGUGAGGCUUGGAGAACACAACAUUAAUGUGCUGGAGGGGGACGAGCACUUCAUCAAUUCUGAAAAAGUCAUUCGCCAUGAACAAUACAGCUCUUGGUAUUUGGAUAAUGAUAUUAUGCUCAUCAAGCUGUCAACCCCUGUUAAAUUGGGCGUAAGUGUUGCUCCCAUCAACUUGCCCAGUGGAUGUGCAGCUCCUGGUACCGACUGUCUGAUCUCAGGGUGGGGCAACACUCUCAGCAGUGGCGCAAACCACCCUGACAUUCUGCAGUGCCUGAACGCACCAAUCCUAACUGAUGCUGAAUGUGAAGAAGCUUACCCAGGACAAAUCACUCCGAGUAUGAUCUGUGUUGGAUUCUUAGAGGGCGGAAAAGACUCCUGCCAGGGGGAUUCCGGUGGCCCAGUGGUAUGUAAUGGGGAGCUCCAGGGCGUUGUUUCGUGGGGCAUCGGAUGUGCUCUGCCCGGUUACCCUGGGGUUUACACCAGAGUCUGCAACUUCGUUGACUGGAUCCGUGAUACCAUUGCUGCUAACUAAAACAGCCAUUUCUCCCCUUGUUUCAGCAAGUUGAUCACCUACACCAUUAGCAUGGCUGAGGAAUAUGUGUGUGUGCCUCAGGCCCAGGACAAAAGGGUGCAGAUUCCAGGAAAUUCCAGCAAGACUUCCGGGCCAGGAGCUGGAAUGUCACGUGAGCAUGCUAAAAACCUGACUGGCUGGCUGAUCUGUGCAGAAACAGCAGCCAGCUUGGCGGCAACACUCACUUUGACAGUAGCAGAAGAACCACCACCACCACCACCAGCGGAUAGCAGACCAAAGAGGGCAGACAGACCACCACCACCACCACCACCACCGGGAAGCUGCCCAGACAAGGGCCCAGACAAGGGACACCAGGCACUGUGGUGGGGAGACAUGUGUCACACAAGACCACCAACAGACACCAUGAAACUUCUCUUGAUCUUUGUCUUCUUGGGAGCAGAUGUUGCUGCCCCUUUGGAUGAGGAUGACAAGAUUGUGGGAGGAUAUUCCUGCAGGAAAGACUCCGUCCCUUACCAGGUAUCGCUGAAUGACGGGCACCACUUCUGUGGCGGUUCCCUCAUUCAUGACCAAUGGGUGGUUUCAGCCGCUCAUUGCUACCAAUCCCACAUGCAAGUGGUGCUUGGAGACUACGACAUUUAUGAGGAGAAUGGGGAUGAGCAGUUCAUCAAAGCUGAAAAAAUCAUCGUCCAUCCAGAUUACAGCCCUGAUUAUUUGGAUAAUGAUAUCAUGCUCAUCAAACUGAAUGCCAGUGCUGAACUUUCCACACGUGUUGCACCCAUCACCUUGGGCUAUGGAAGCCCAGUUCCUGGUACUGAGUGUCAGAUCUCAGGAUGGGGCAACACUCUUAGUGAUGGGGUAUUCUGGCCUAAAGUUCUGCAGUGUGUUGAAGCUCCAAUCCUAACUGAUGACGAAUGCAGAACGGCUUACCCAGAAUAUAUCACUGACAAUAUGAUCUGUGUUGGCUACUUGGAGGGUGGCAAAGACGCUUGCCAGGGGGAUUCCGGUGGCCCAGUGGCAUGUAAUGGGGAGCUCCAGGGCAUCGUUUCGUGGGGCAUCGGAUGUGCUCUGCCCGGUUACCCUGGGGUUUACACCAAAGUCCACAGCUAUGUUAACUGGAUCCAUGAUACCAUUGCUGCUAACUAA